AUGAACAUGAUUGAAGAGCACAAAGAGAGAGUGACAAAAUAAGUGUUCAGUCGAGAGAUUUGGAUGGAGACUGUAAGGAUUAGACUGAAUUAAUUUAUUUUUUGAGAACGUCUGUGACAUACCUGGCUUGUAUUUACAAUGGAUUCCGCAUACCUGAGAAAGAGUGCUUUGACCCUUUACAUGUUGGUAGUUUUCAUCCUGCAUGUGAGCAUUGAUACACAAGGUGUAAAAGGUCAAGCCCCCACAUGUCCUCUCUUGAAAGUUCAUAGAGGGACUGUCCAUAAAGCCUUCAUAAACAGGCCUUUCAAGAUCUCCUGCAAUCUGACAUAUUGUGAUGAACAGACAGUGAAUGUGACAUGGACUAAACAAAACAUGAGAGAAUGGAUUCCAAUAUCUGGAGCAGAUCAAAUAUCAACAUCACAAAACUAUUCAUCAUCCGAUCCAAAUAUGUUGACUUCAUAUUUAACUUUCACAAAUAUAUCAAAGCAUCAUGAAGGCUCUUACAGAUGUGAACUAAACUUACCAGACUUCUCUAUGAAUAGCCAUCAUAUAAAUGUUUCUGUCUCAGAUAACAUCACGGAAUAUGAAAUGACAAUAGAAAGAGACAACACUGAUAGCAGCUCUGGUACAUAUCCAUGGUGGCUGCCGUAUCUCUCCAUCUGUUUGGGUGUGCUGAUUCUGGUUCUUAUAGUAAUGCUGAUCUCAAUACUGUGUAUUAAUGGAAGUAAAAGUUCGAGAAGAAAGAAUGCACAGAGAUCAAAGGUUCAGUAUACAGCAACAUCUGUCUUGUCGUCAUCAAGCCCUAUUGUUCUGAAGCGUGAUGAAUUAGUCUGUGGCCAAGGACUACAGAAGCACUCUCGUGACAGCAACUCAUGCAGUUUAACAUUACAAUCUGGACAGUCUACAUCACACAUGUCAGAUUGUAGUGAUGAUGCUUUGUCUGAGAGGAAAGAUAGCAGGUCAAGUCAGGUUGUAUAUGCAUCUCUGCAUCACCUCGCACCAAAACCAUCAUCUACCACAUCUCGUGAGACACAGGAGGAGUUUUCAGAGUAUGCAUCUAUCCGGGUCUUCUGAUUUUCUGUCUGCAUAACCAGCAGACACAGCUGAACAACAUUUUCAAGUCUCCAGACUUAAAUACUGAGGCAGUUUGUCCAACCGUAACAUACUGUUAAUCUAUUCUUUCUAACUGGAAGCAGGAGAUGUAUUCAUGUUUCACUUUCCUCAUUACAUCACGGAAAAGCAUUGCUGUGAGUUGAGUGAGGUUUCUAUAAGUGAAACUCACACCACUUAUCACAUGUGUCUGAUGCAACACUCCCAUAUCCUGGAGACUAGUCUUAGUGUUAUAAACUAAAACUUAAAAAUAAUGUUUCCAAGACUAGAGAUAGAUUUUUUCAGUACUGUUGAUGUUACAGCCAAAUUAGUUAUUGCUAGUAAAGAAGCUGAGAAGGUUAACUCAUACUUGGGAUAGUAAUAGAUUAUAAAUUAAAAUUAGGUGGAAAAUGCAAAUCUUGUUUGUCAAAGCACACAAGUGAUUAUAUUUACCUAUAUAUUAAGUAUUUUUGAUGUGGACAAAUUUAUACAGAUAAUGUUUUACAGAUAUUUUAUUAGAAUUUGUACAUUUUGUAUGCAAAUUCUUUCUAGAUACAGAGCCUGUAAGAUCUUGCAGAUCUUUUGUUUCAAAUGCAGUUUUGAUCAUAAACGCUUAUUUGAAGCACAUCAAUAUGGGUGCAUUUAACAUUUUUACAUGCCAUACCUUAAACACAUGAGGAAUGGUAUAUUGCUUAUCCCUGGGUUUGUGGAUGUGUAUGUUGUGAUCUUUUAUAUUAUAUUUCGUUUGUUUAUCAUUGUUGAUUCCACAGAAAUUCCCCUGUGAACGGACGACAAAGAGUACUAAGAAAAUGAAAAAAUUCAUAGUUACAAUAGUAACAGCUAUGUGUAUUGUACAACCUUAUACUGAUUUUCAGUUUAGGACCUUUUGAGCCAUGCAUAAUUUUUUUUUGAGCAGUCAAUGCAAUUUGGGAAAGAAAUCAAUUAAGCUUAUUUUAAAGUAAGUGUG
Carassius auratus (goldfish) is the source of this 2056-nucleotide messenger RNA. Its product is annotated as B- and T-lymphocyte attenuator. Gene Ontology annotation, molecular function: signaling receptor activity. The record is from RefSeq and is a predicted model, not a curated record. Gene Ontology annotation, biological process: immune response-regulating cell surface receptor signaling pathway. Bases 139 to 1074 code for a protein of 311 amino acids. The transcript has 6 exons. Gene Ontology annotation, cellular component: plasma membrane. NCBI's taxonomy places the organism in Eukaryota, Metazoa, Chordata, Actinopteri, Cypriniformes, Cyprinidae.